Messenger RNA from Mollisia scopiformis, 1509 nucleotides. RefSeq lists its product as uncharacterized. The record is from RefSeq and is a predicted model, not a curated record. NCBI's taxonomy places the organism in Eukaryota, Fungi, Ascomycota, Leotiomycetes, Helotiales, Mollisiaceae. The transcript has 2 exons. Gene Ontology annotation, molecular function: zinc ion binding. The coding region runs from base 1 to 1509 and encodes 502 amino acids.
AUGGCAGAUCAGAAUACUCAAGACCUAUAUUCUUGCAAUGGCUGUAGUGAGAAGAUUCCUACUGGCCGAGCUCGAAUUGCAUGUCAUACUUGUCCGGACUAUCAUUUAUGCGCGAACUGCUUCGUGAUAAAGCAAUUCUCAAGACCUCACUCCGAGUCUCAUACAACUAUGAUCCUCAAAUCAUCGGGAUUCGUGGUUCCCUCUCUACCUGGCUUCGCUCCUCGUGCUGCACCAGCAUUGCCGCCUCGUCAGAAUUCAGCACGGCAGUCAGUGAGAGUGUCUGAAAUGCCAACGGCGAAUUGGGGUGCUUUGUGGAAUAUCAUGAAAGCGCCAUUGGAGAAGAUGGAUAAGAAGAAUAGGAAGGGUAGCGUUGAUGUGAAGGAAGAUGAGUUCAAGAAUGUGGAGCUUCGUGGACGUUCGCCUUCUGUGAUGACUGGAGGCCUCGACAAAGGCAAGGAGCAAGAGAAAGGAAGCAACUCAUCCUCUCCUCUUGCGCAAAAUCCAGUCAACUCUCUGCCACCUUCUCCACCAAAGUGUGUUCUCCGAGGUAUCGAACGCGUCGAUAGCAGUGCUCCUUCAUAUCCCAGACCAGCGAAGUGGGAGUCGUUGUUUGAGGCAGAUGGAACUCCGAGGCCAAUCUUCGUGGCAUUGAUGAGUACCAUUUUCAGUCAUCUCGAUCCGGAUCAUACUGAGUAUCUUAGACCAGAGACCUAUUCAGCUUUUUUGGAUGUUCAAGGAUGUGAUUUGGAAUUGAAUUCUUGGAAGAGAACUUUGCAGAGCGACGAUGGCGACAACUCCAAAGAUAUUGCAGACUUCGAACUCGGUCUCUACUUCUCAGAUAACAACAUAUCACACAACCUGAACGUUCGACCAAAGACAUCUUCAGACAACGACUCAAUCGACGAGCCGACAUCUGCAGUGGAGAAGAGGAUCAGACAGUCGAUCAGCUUCAAACCGAACAUGCCAAUGCUAUCUAGACAAGGAUUCAUUGAUUUGAUAAAUAUCGAAUAUCACAAAGAUCUGGAUAAGGCUCAUGAAGGUCUGAAUAGAGCAAUCAAAGCAUAUGGGAUCUGGAAGGAACUGGAUGAGAUGCCGAGGAGUGUCUUGCCUGAUCAGAGCAAGUCGACGGCUCUGAAGUCUGUAGUGGAAGUAGGUGAAAAUGAUGAGAGUGCAGAAGAAUUGGAGAUGCCUCCACCUGCAUUGCCGAUUAGACCAAGAGGAGGAGAGGCGAAGGUUGAAGCUCUAAUGCAGAGGGAGGAGUUUGAUGAGGAGAAGUCUCCGAAGUUGAGUGAGCCAGGAUUGACCACGCUUUCACUCGGUGAGGAAAAGGAUGAACCAGACGUCAAGAAGGGAGAGGUUGAGGAGAAGGACGAAAAGAAGAGCGGGUCGGAGAACGAAGGUCCUGUGAUGGCCGACAAAGAGAUGGAAGGAGACCAUGAAGUCACUGCAAGAGGUGAAGAGGUCAAGGAUGGCAUGAGUAAGGCGAGUGGGAAUGAGCAUGAUAUGUGA